ACGGGGAAGCGCAGCGGCGUCAGUGCGCAUGCGCGCAUGGCUGUACUACUGUCUGCAUUUCCUGUUGAUGCUCUUCUCACGCGCGGUCAUGGCGCUGCUCACAGCGGUUUUCUCCUGUCUUCUCUUCAGUCCGGUGGUGCUGUCUUUGGUGCAGGAUCUCGAUGACAAGUUUAAAGACAACAGAAUGGAUGACGUCUGGCUGGUGGAUUUUUACGCACCGUGGUGUGGAUACUGCAAGAAGCUGGAGCCGAUAUGGCAGGAGGUCGGAGCCGAACUGACGCGCUCGGGGUCGCCGGUACGAGUCGGUAAAAUGGACGCCACUGCAUAUUCAGGUAUGGCCUCGGAGUUUGGCGUGCGAGGAUACCCCACCAUAAAACUGCUGAAGGGCGAGCUGGCUUAUAAUUACAAAGGACCGAGAACCAAAGAUGACAUAAUCGAGUUCGCCAACAGAGUGGCUGGACCGGCGGUGCGAUCCCUCCCGAGCAGACAGAUGUUUGAGCACGUGUUGAAGAGGCACAGUGUGCUGUUUCUGUAUGUUGGAGGGGAAUCUCCUCUUAAAGAGAAGUACAUCGAGGUGGCGUCUGAGCUCAUUGUCUACACGUAUUUCUUCUCUGCGUCUGAAGACGUCUUAACGGAGUCCGUGACUCUGUCUGAAUUGCCUUCGGUGGUCGUCUUCAAAGACGGAACCUAUUUCACGUAUGAUGAGUAUGAAGACGGCAGCUUGUCAUCCUGGGUAAAUCGUGAGCGCUUCCAGAGUUACCUGCCGAUCGAUGGCUUCACGCUGUAUGAGCUGGGAGAAACCGGUAAAUUGGUGGCGAUUGCCGUUACUGACGAGAAAGAUCCAACAGAGCAAAGCACCAGGUUAAAGGGUCUGAUCCAGAAAGUGGCUGCGGAGCACAGGGAUCAGUUCAACAGGGAUUUCCAGUUCGGCCACAUGGACGGUAAUGACUACAUCAACAGCCUGAUCAUGAGUGAGGUUUCCGUGCCCGGCAUCAUCAUCCUCAACACCUCAAACGAGCAGUACUUCCUGCCGGACGAACCGCUGGAGAAUCUUCAGCAGAUGCUGCAAUUCUUCAACAGUGUUCUGGACGGCAGCGCUCCGGCUUAUGGAGGAGAUGGAAUAUUCCAGAGAAUCAAGCGUGUAGCGUUUGAUGCCAGAUCCACAAUAAUGUCGGUGUUCCGCAGCUCUCCGCUGCUCGCCUGCUUCCUCUUCGGCCUGCCGUUGGGCGUCAUCAGCCUCAUGUGCUACGGCAUCUGCACCGCCGAGUCUGACGACGGGACGGAGGACAUGGAGCUGAUGAAGAGAGACGGCUUCACGGAUGAAGAGGAAGAGGAGGGUGAGGAGGAAGAGCAGCAGCGACUAACAGCUGGACCAGAAAACGCAGAAGAAGAGGGCGAAAAGAUUCAACAAAAGAAUCCAAGUGAAAAAAAGGUUGAUUAACGAAGGUGGAGAAACAAACGGAGAGAGAGAGCAAGCGCCUCAGAAGAGGAGACGAUGGCCUAGAAUUUUUUUCACUGGUUUUCAUGGGAUUAUUUUCAUUUUCCCAUUUCUUUAUUUUCAGAAUUUCCCUAAAUGUCCGUCAAAUUCUACGUUUUGAUUGCGACAACUUGGAGACGAGCAGUGGAGCUCCACGUAUGCACAUGGACAGAAAACAAAUACUGUUUUAAAGUCAAGUGACAGUAGUCCUUUGUGCUUAUUAAUAAUCAUUAUUGUGCCCUUAUGAUCCGUGUCCUUCAGUCACUUUGUAAAUCUUGAAACGGUUGAAACUUGAGAAAACGAUUGAUAUAUGAAUGGACACAUCUUUAUUUUGUUUUUUCAAUGAGAAAGUGCAGUUAUUGUUGUAUCAAAGACUUGAUCUACAGAGGAUUGUCUUACAUAAAAUUAAUUGCCAUUUUCAUAAAAUAAUGACCACACAUCCAUGCUUUUUCCUGCUCUCUACAUGAAGGUAAUCUGACCGAUUACCAGAAGGUUUCAAAGUUACUUGGAAAUCUAAUCUAGCGGCGAUGAACUUGGUAAGAGCUUGUUUAUUUCUCAGUUGAGUGAUGAACAAAGGCUUGAUUUUGAUCAUAUGCACUGAACACAUUAACAGCAAGAUUAGGUUAACUCUUUAGUCUGGACCCUGGAACAAAUCAAACGUGGACUUUCCUUCUGUAGGGUGCUAUUCAACAUUUUAAUGCAAGCAAUGUCAGUGUAUGUGUUUUAUAGAUAGAAAAGGCUUUAUAUGUCAGCUGUUCUCAGCACUGAAUACCAACAUUUCCUCAGAAACUGUUUAUUGCAUUCAUGAAAGUGAAGAUUUUUUCUUCAGCAGAUCACUUCUCACCGUUUUCAGUGUGUGUGUGACAAAAUACAGUCCAGGGAGACGGAUGGAGCGGAGCUCUUGUUACAAGUUUUUUGCCAAUUUGUGUGUGUGUGAGAGAGAAAGAAAUAGAGAUAGAGAUGCAGGUCAGGCCGCUGAUCUCUCUCUCGCACACACACACACACACACACUUUUACAAGGUGGCAUUUGCAGUUUGAGCCAAAGCUGUUGUUACACAAGAACAUUCACUUGUAUCUGGACGCUCAACAUGAAGCGUCGCAGCCUGUAGUAACGAACUAAUGUUGACGUCUCUGCUAACUUCGCCUUCACAUUCCCUUCAAUGCCUGUUGUUACUGUUAGGGAUUCUCAUAUUAUGACAGAUCAGUUGUCUUAUUGUUUGUGCUGUGUUCAUUAAAUGUUUCUUUGUCUCUC
This is a messenger RNA of Megalobrama amblycephala (Wuchang bream), 2729 nucleotides long. It is a transcript of the gene tmx3b, whose product is annotated as thioredoxin related transmembrane protein 3b. Gene Ontology annotation, cellular component: endoplasmic reticulum. The transcript is spliced from 16 exons. Gene Ontology annotation, biological process: peptidyl-cysteine oxidation. The record is from RefSeq and is a predicted model, not a curated record. The coding region runs from base 29 to 1441 and encodes 470 amino acids. Gene Ontology annotation, molecular function: protein disulfide isomerase activity. NCBI's taxonomy places the organism in Eukaryota, Metazoa, Chordata, Actinopteri, Cypriniformes, Xenocyprididae.